Messenger RNA from Linum trigynum, 1159 nucleotides. NCBI's taxonomy places the organism in Eukaryota, Viridiplantae, Streptophyta, Magnoliopsida, Malpighiales, Linaceae. The record is from the annotation of a GenBank genome assembly.
GGAGUAGGAACAAGGUAAGCAAAGAGUCUGACCUUGUUUUCUUCUUGGCUUUGUUAUCAACUGGUUCUUCUUACUUCAUGAAAGGAAGACCGAGAUAUAAUGAGUGCUCUGUUUUUAUUCCUGAAGGUCAAGGAGUUUGUACAGUUGAGUAAUGUAUAUUAUGCUGGGAGCCAUGGGAUGGACAUCAUGGCACCACCAAGGCCGGUUAAGUCUUUCGACGGCAACACCCCAACUGUCGUAAUGGACAAGAAGGGAACUGAAGUGCUCUUUCAGCCUGCAAAGAGUUUUCUGCCUACCAUUCAGAAGAUAUUGACAGAACUGGAGGAGGAAACAUCAAAGAUAAAAGGGGCCAGGGUGGAGGAUAAUCAAUUUUGUGUGUCUGUACAUUUUCGGCAGGUCAAGGAUGAGGAUUAUCAAAAUCUGGAGGAGAAAGUUAGGUCUGUGCUGGAGAACUACACAGGGUUUCACUUGUGCUGGGGGAAAAAGGUUAUGGAGAUAAGACCAACGAUAGAGUGGGACAAAGGUCAUGCUGUGGAGUAUUUCCUAGAGAGUUUAGGGCUAAGUAACUCUGACGUACUUCCAGUCUAUAUCGGUGAUGACCGGACAGAUGAAGAUGCUUUCAAGGUGAUACAACAAAGAGGACAAGGAUACCCUAUCAUCGUAACUUCCACCCCUAAGGACACUAAAGCAUCCUACUCCCUAACCGACCCAUCCGAAGUUUUGAGUUUUCUGCUACGCCUGGCGAGGUGGAGGAAAUCCUCGAGCUCAAGCAGAUCGCUCAACCAAAUAUGGGGUGUAGUCAACUGACACCAGGCAAUAGGCAACAACAGGCAUAUAGUGGAGAUAAAGCUCAUACAUAGAAAGCAGUAGAUAAGCAAUCAAUCCGAGUUCAGGAACUAUAAGUAACUACAGAAGUUCCAGCUUGUAGUUUUAGCAAGAAGUCACAGCUGGAACUCAGUUUUCGAUUCCAAGUCCUUCGAAUCUCGCCUCCGUGUUUUUUAGCUGGUGGCUGGAGUUGAAAUUGACUAUGGAAAACUAUGAACUCAGUUUUUUUUUUACCUUUCCUUUCCUUUUUUGUUGAAUCAAGAACUCUGCUGGACUCUUGAGAAAACCCUUGUUUUCAACCUCGGUUGUAAUUCCAUCGAACAGAGUCUAUCGA